UUCUUUCGUAUUCCAUCCGUCCCGUUUGCCGUGUGGUGUGGAUGGGGUUGCAGGCCGGCAAAGAGGAGAGGAACAGAGGCGGAGGCACGCCAACGGCAGGAGGGCAAUAAAUUCAGUUCCGCCGGCCGGCCGGCCGGCGGAAGACAGCAGCUUCCAAUUCCAUUCCAUGGCGGUGGCCUUGCUGCUGCUGGGCUUCCUCCUCGGCGUCCUCUCCCUGGCCAUCGCCGAGGGGGCAGCGCUCCUCUGGGCCAUCCGCAACCUCACGCGCCGCCCGUCGCGGCCGUCGAGGGACACAGCGACAAUCCCCGUACACCCGCCGCCGCCGGAGCUCAAGCGACAGGGUGUUUUGUGGAUGUUAGGGCAAGAGAAGAUGCCCAAAGUCAUCACCACCAAUCGCCCAUCGAAUGGCGCCCGCCAGGGGAUCAAAGAGAAGAAAACUAUCGUGGAGGUCUUCCCUGUAAAAACGUUGGCUCAACUUGAAGGCCGCUCACUUACCUUGUCUGCACCUGAUGGUUCUCAGCAAACUAUUCACCUGCUCAAUUGUACAGUUGUUGCUGUCUCUGCAUCAAAUCUACCCUCACGUAAAUGGGCCAAGAGGUAUCCAAUCAAACUGGAAAGCAAGGAAUCUGAGAUUUGCAGGGGGAGCAAGGUAUGCUAUCUAUAUGCAGACACCUCUUGGGAAAAGGAAUCAUGGUGUAAAGCACUUCGUCUUGCAUCUACUACAGACAAAGACAAACUCGAAUUCCAUGCCAUGUUGACUCAAGAGUUCCGCGGUUACGUAUCAUCUUUGAAUGCUGGUUACCCUUGUUUUCUUAAACCCUCAACGCUCUCCGGUCAGGAACAUGUGCUUGGGGACAACAUUGUCAAGACUGAUGGAUCCUCAAAAGUCAGAAGUUUUCUAAAAAGGUUGUCAAAGAAGUCAACUAUAAAGGCUUCUCCGGAGAGUAAAACAAAUCUGGUGCCAUCUAAACAGGAUAUAAAACAACCCAGUACACCUAGUUCUUCUGCGAGUUCCAACAGCCAGCUAUCUGAUUCCCCACAUACAAAUGUGGAAGAAAAGCUAGCAAAUGACGGUACACUUUGUUGGAACCUCCUAUUCUCUCGGUUGUUUUUUGAUGCUAAAAUGAAUGAUGAGGUUAACAAGGCCAUCAAAGCACGCAUUCAGCGAACAUUAUCAAACACGAGAACUCCAGCCUACAUUGGUGAAAUUACACUUGCUGGCCUCAGUCUUGGAAAGCUUCCACCAUAUCUGCACAGAAUGAGAGUCCUCCCACUGGAUUUAAAUGAGAUGUGGGCUUUUGAGGUAGAUUUUGAAUAUUCUAGUGGAAUGCUUCUGCAUAUUGAAACAAGACUCGAGAUUCCGGAGCCAGAGUUGGAAAAGGACAUAAUGAGUACUAGUCUUCAAGAUGAUUCUAAUGGGGACAUGGGUUCGGAUGUCCUUGAUAGCAUUGAGCAAUAUGGUAACCAACUCAGGUCUUCAGAAGUUUUGGAUUCUGUAAUGAAGGAUAAUGAUGAAGCAGAUGCAUUAAGGAAGUCGAAGAGCACUGGAUGGACAUCAACAUAUAUGUCAAGGUGGAAAAGAAUCUUGCAUUCAAUUGCUGACCAGGUCUCACAGGUGCCAUUAUCUUUAGCAAUUAAAAUUUCAUGUGUUCGUGGGACAAUGCGCGUACAUAUGAAGCCUCCUCCGAGUGAUCGCAUCUGGUAUGGGUUUACAUCCAUGCCGGAAAUAGAAUGGGAGUUGGAAUCAUCAGUCGGGGACAGGAAGAUCACCAACAACCAUAUUGCCUCACUUAUCAGCAACAGAAUCAAGGCUUCGCUUCAACAGAGCUUGGUCCUGCCCAACUGUGAAAGUAUUCCAAUCUCGUGGAUGUUAUCUGAUACGGAUGACUGGGUGCCUCGCAAAAUUGCACCUUUUAUAUGGCUCAACCGUGAGCCACCCACUGAGACUACUGCAAGGCCCACUGCAGGCACGACUAGAGAGCUGCCUGGGGGAGCUUCAGUGUCGAGGGCCAUUGCAAAGAACAAGUCAAGUCCGCCUACUUCUUCAACGAGAAGCAAGACUGAAUCACCCAAGAAGACAAAGGUAUGUGUUGAUGGGUCACAGCAAGCAGAAGCAUCAACGAGUUGGCUGUCCCGGCUGGUUGCAGCAAGUGAAGCACCUCUGCAGUCUAGCGAGGAUGCGACAAGGGAUCUGCUCAGGAUACCACUGAUGAGCAGCAGCAGAGAUGACAGAGCAGUGGUGGUGGUAGCAGGGACCUCUGCCAGUGAGGAGGCUGAGGAUGUGAAGAGAAAGCGCGGCGGUCGGCGUGCUCGGGUGAUGGAUCUGGGGAGGAGGAUGGGGGGCAAGCUGGAGGAGAAGGGAAAGCAUAUUGUCGGGAAGAUGAGGGAGAAUGCAAAGAGCAACAGCCUGCUCCUGCCGGACUUGGAGCAGGCCACCACCCCUGCGCCUGCUUCUACUACUAGUUAGCCAGUUAGGAUGUUUGAGAACUGAGACGACAACAGUUACUCAACAGAAAUGAGAAUUCCUCAUUUUAUAGUGCCCCGGCAACAGCUCCUGCAAAUUGAAAUGAUACGGGAGACUGUUUGCAAUUGUAUGUACAAAAAGCUUAUGAAUGUUACCACACAGCUAAAGCUAGGUGUGCAGUGUUCACCUGACUAGAUAGAUAGAUGAGUACUCCCGAUAGAUAUAUGCAUCUUGUCAUCACUAAAUAAAUAUCACGAGCAGGUACACUUGACAGUCC
Panicum virgatum (switchgrass) is the source of this 2741-nucleotide messenger RNA. Its product is annotated as testis-expressed protein 2-like. Lineage: Eukaryota; Viridiplantae; Streptophyta; Magnoliopsida; Poales; Poaceae. Gene Ontology annotation, molecular function: lipid binding. The transcript has 7 exons. The record is from RefSeq and is a predicted model, not a curated record. Gene Ontology annotation, cellular component: endoplasmic reticulum. The coding region runs from base 167 to 2467 and encodes 766 amino acids.